This is a messenger RNA of Dentiscutata erythropus, 179 nucleotides long. The record is from the annotation of a GenBank genome assembly. NCBI's taxonomy places the organism in Eukaryota, Fungi, Glomeromycota, Glomeromycetes, Diversisporales, Gigasporaceae.
AAUCUCAAAAUAAUGAAGAUAAUAAUAUUGUUGAUCUUCUGGAAUCUCAAAAUAAUGAAGAUAAUGAUGUCGUUGAUGAUUCUUUAAAUAAAAAUCAGAAUCUGCUCUUUAAAAAAUGGUACAAAGCUGAAUUUGUCUCUUUACGUCAAUGUGACCAAAAAAAAUCCAACUCUUGGUAG